Molecule: messenger RNA, 1228 nt
Organism: Radiomyces spectabilis
Lineage: Eukaryota; Fungi; Mucoromycota; Mucoromycetes; Mucorales; Radiomycetaceae
Product: snare associated Golgi protein-domain-containing protein
Exons: 4
Coding region: 65-1102 (345 amino acids)
Biological process (GO): vesicle-mediated transport; mitotic spindle elongation
Cellular component (GO): Golgi membrane
Source: RefSeq, a predicted model, not a curated record
GCGAGAAUUUUUUAGGCCUAAAUUUUUUGGUGGUUUGAAUUUUAUUUCUUCAUUGACCCUCCUCAUGGAUGACGAUGAUGUGCAGUUCAACGAUAGGGGACGAACACGGUUGGAACCUAUGACCGUGCGAGAUGAUGACCCGCUUUGGUCACACGGUACGAGCCGAAGACAAGCAAUGACCCAGCGAAUAAAUCGGCUUGUUCACUUAUUGCAAGAUCGUCAACGAUUAAGCAUGUUGGCUCACAAAUAUCGGUGGUUGCUCGCAGCCGGAGUGUUUUCAUUUGUGAUGGGUUUAUUUAUGUAUGCAUACCGUCGAGAACUUUUGGAAGCGCUAGAAAAUCUUAGUGCGGCGGUCAAGAGUAUGGGAGCCGGUGGUUACUGUUUAAUAGGCACGCUUAUCUUCCUGAGCGCAUUUCCUCCAAUGAUUGGUUACAGCACAUUUCAAACGUUAUCCGGGUUCACCUUUGGAUUCCAGUACGGAUUUCCGUUAUCUUAUUUUAGCGCAUUAUGUGGCGCGGUUGGCUGUUUCAUGCUGUCCCGGCAUUUACUCAAAGAACGUGUCCAGCGAUGGAUGAAGAAACACAAUAAUUUGGAAGCCGUUGUCAGGGCAGUCGAGAAAAAGGGGUUCAAGCUCUUUUUGCUGAUCCGGCUUUCCCCAUAUCCUUUCGGCUUACUGAAUGUUCUAUUUGCGGCGAUCGAUAUUUCCCUGUAUCAUUUUGCCUUGGGUACGGCAUUAUCGCUCACCAAGAUUGCAUUGCAUGUUUACAUCGGGGCCAACCUCACCUCGUUUGCCAAACGUGUUCUCGGCGAGGAAGAUGAGAUGACGGAUGAGGAGAAGCAUUUGGAGACAGUCCGAUAUAUCAUUGUUAUUAUUGGCUCGCUUCUCGCUUUUGUUAUUAUGAUUUAUGUUUAUACCAUUGCCAAACGCGCAGUUGACGAAGCCAAUCACUUGGAUAACGAUGAAUCCGUGGCAUUCUUGGGACCCGAUGCCGACGACGAAGAAUGGAUUGAAUGGAACGAUGAUGAAGAAGAAGACGAAGAUACCGAUCGUGACAGUGAUGGUGGCAAUGAUAAGCACGCGACUCGCGGAUUUAGCAAAUGAAAAAAAAAGCCUAAGGCGUUAUCCUGUAAAAAGAAAUUAUUAUUGUACGACCCCAUUACAUCUGUCAUCCACAUUAAAAAAGUAAAGAAACAAAAAUUCCAUCCACGCUUACCAUUUCCAUCGUGG